CUGUUUGAACUGCCUUGUCCACACGCGACGGCCCAGCCAAAUGUGGAUGCUGUCACUGUCAGCUCACAAACUAAACAGUUCGGAUAAGUGGCCAGCCUUGUUGUUCACCGCCCCGCAGCGAAAAUAUUUGGGUGCACUUCAAAGGAAGUGCUGCUGAACAGGGCACGACUCUGGCUUCGCGUUGUAUUCUAGCCGGAAGCUGGUGAUAAAAGGUGCAUGCUUCCGAAUGAAGCUUGCUCGGUCUCACAACUAGUAUUCCAACACCUCCCAGAGGCCCAGGCCUUCACUGAGCGAGCUGAAAGACCAUGGCGACCUUCUCGUUGGAGCUCUGUGUUCAGGGGCAUUCCGAGUCCAUCCUGUACCGAAUUCCAAAAGGCUCAACGCUGCGGUUCAUACAGAGCAACAAGCUUGCGGCACACGGCGGAGUGGUAGACUUGCUCUUCAACCAGGCGCCGUCUUCUGACCACAAAUUCAACCGUCAGGACCUGCGUAGUCUCGACCCACCUUCUGGGACUGUUCUGAGCAGCUCAGAAUGGCAGCGGGAGGUGAAACUGCACACCGCCGGUUCAUACCAAUACCGGUUUACCUACCGAAAGAACGUUGGAGACAAUGACAAGUCCAAUCUCACGGAACAGACAGGCUUCAUUGUUGUGGAGCCCCAGCUGCAGUUUGCCGACGGAAACAUCCUCGAUUUGGAUGCGAUCACACUGCAGACGGUCAUGGCCCCGAUUCUCGGCAAUCUGUCCGGGUGGCGCGAUCGCUUAUGUGUGGCUAAGGAGUCUGGCUACAACAUGAUCCACUAUAGCCCUAUCCAGGAGCUGGGAUGCAGCGGGUCAGCGUACAGCAUAGCUGAGCAGUUGCACUUGCUGAAUGAGUCCCGUGACGAGCCGCUGGGAGCUGGUGAGCGGCCGGCACGCCUGAUAACCCAGAGCAGCGUCGGUCGGCUUUCGGCGGAGAUGUCCAUCGACGUUGGCUUCAAGGAAGUGCACACGCUCAUGAAGGAGCUACACAAGGACUGGGGAAUGUUCGGCAUGAUUGACAUCGUCUGGAACCAUACGGCGUCUGAUGCAUCGUGGCUGCGCACACAUCCUGAAGCUGGGUACAAUCUGAAGAACUCGCCACACCUGAAGCCGGCCUAUGAACUCAAUCGUGCCCUUAUGGUGUUUUCAAGUGAGGUGGCUCGUGGCCAGUACCGGGAGCACGGCAUCAACGAGUAUGUGCGUAGUGAGGAUGACAUUCGUCGCAUGGCUAAGGUCCUGCACGGAGUUCUGCUAUCCAGUACUGUACUGUGGGAAUACUUCUGCGUGGACGUGCGUGCUCAGGUGGAACAAUUUGAGAAGCAUCUCGGCGGCAAGCAAGUAGAUAUGUCUCGUGCAGGCAUCGAGAGGCCGCCUAUUGCAAUUGUUCAGGACCCGCACUAUGGUCGGUGUUCGUGCACCAUCGACUAUGACCUGGCGGAGGAUAUCCUCUUUCACCGAGACAUGGAGGGCCGCAGUCUACAUGAGCACAUUUCCCGAGCGAAGCAGGACCUUGCAGACACUCUGGACUGGCUCAUUGAGCAACAGAUGAGCAAGAUCGAGCAGGACAUCUUCCAGGAAGUCAUCCAUAACUGCAUGUCAAAUGUGCGCUACGAAUACUUGGAGCCCGGUGGACCUCGCCUGGAAAAGAUCACCGUCGACCAUCCGAUUGUGCCAAGCUACUUCUUUCACUUGGACGGCGAUGACCUGCUGCUAUCGGAGGCGGACGUGCAGGACGAGGACAAGGGUGAACGUGUGCUGGCGCACAACGGCUGGGUGAUGAACGCCGACCCGCUGUCCAACUUCGCCGCGCCCGGCUCAGAGGUGUACUUGCGUCGUCAGCUGAUCCCCUGGGGUGACAGCUGCAAGCUGCGCUACGGUCAGCGGCCGGAGGACUCGCCCUGGCUCUGGGUGCACAUGACGGAGUACACGCGGCAGAUGGCGCGCGUCUUCCACGCGUUCCGCAUCGACAACUGCCACAACACGCCCCUGCACGUUGCUGAGUACCUGCUGGACGAGGCACGACUGGUGAGACCUGACCUCUAUGUCGUGGCCGAGCUCUUCACCAACUCAGAGAGCAUAGACAAUGCCUUCAUAAAUCACCUGGGCAUCAACUCUCUGAUAAGAGAAGCAGCCAAUGCUUACGACAGCAAGGAGCUGGGUCGACUUGUGUACCGCUACGGGGGUCAACCGGUGGGCUCCUUCGCACCACCGUCGGGUGUUCGUCCGCUAAAGCCAUCAAUGGCUCAUGCUCUCUUUGUUGAUCUAACACACGACAACGAGUGCUUAAUGCAGGGUCGGUCAGUGUAUGACACCAUGGCCAACUCUGCACUUGUUGCCAUGGCAUGCUGUGCCAGCGGCAGCACCCACGGCUACGACGAGCUCGUGCCCUACAAGAUCGGUGUGGUUGGUGGUGGUCGUUUGUACAGCACAUGGUCAACUGCCUCACCCACCACACCACCACCACCGGGUACAGUAAACCAUGCCAGCGGUGUCCUCAAGGGCAAGCAAGUCCUCAACGAGCUGCAUGCACGAUUAGCCACCGAAAAAUACUCCCAGGUAUACGUUGACCAAGUGAGUGAGUCUGUCGUUGCCGUGACACGUCACAACCCGGAGACACACGACGCCGUCAUUCUCAUCGCUCACACAGCCUUUCAGAAGAUGCCGGAACACGAGGAGCCCACUGAAGAAUUCAUGGGAGUCAGUAGCUACAUUCCGCCACUCGUUGUACAAGGUGUCAUUGACAAGGUGCUACUGGAAGGUCGCAUGGUACGCCGUACCACCUCUGCCAUGCAGGACCUGCCCGACGACAAAUCGAUCAUCGUCGGCCUGCCCGACUUCAAGGUGGAGAUUGCGACGGACAUUGGCGUGCACGAGUCGCACUUCUGCGACCUGCGCGUGACGCAGCAGGCGCACGAAGCGCACUUCCACACGUUUCCACCCGGCGCUGUGAUCGCUUUCCAGACCAGGCUGAGCGAUGGUGCCAAGUCGGCUCUCAAACUCAUCCAGCAAGACCUAUCAGCCAUGGCGAACGGUGAUGGCAACGUAGCGGGUCUCGUGAACCAGCUGUCUCUGACCGACCUCAACACGCUGCUGUACCGCUGCGACGCUGAAGAACAGGACGACGGCAAUGGCAGCGGGGCGUACCACGUACCUCACCACAGUCCAUUCAAAUACUGCGGCCUCCAAGGUGUCCAAUCGUCAAUGGAAGUCGUGUUCCGAAACAAUGAUCUGGGGCAUGCGCUUUGUGACAACCUACGAGCAGGUGACUGGCUGGUUGAGUACAUCUGCAAUCGACUCAAACACCACAAUGGCACUCGGAAGGUCGGCGAAGCAAUGUCGGAAAUGUUCAAGUCUCUCUCCACUCUGCCCCGCUACCUGGUACCGCUCUACUUCCAGCGCAUGCUAUCAGAAGUAUACCGGUUGGCACGACAGCAGGCGAUCACCCAGAUGAGUCGAUUUGUCCGUGACGGCUCUGGGUUCAUCCAGAGUCUAGCACUGGGCUCUGUACAGCUGUACGGUGUGGUGAAAUCAUCACCGAUGCGGGUGGCCAGCAGUUCCGUCCUGGACGACCAAGGAGCAUCGCUGGCGGCGGGUCUGCCUCACUUUGCCACUGGGUUCAUGCGCUGCUGGGGCCGGGACACGUUCAUUGCGCUGCCAGGGCUCAUGAUGGUGACGGGGAGACUGGAAGCCGCCAAGAAAGUCAUUCUGGCAUUCGCAGCAUGCCUGCGUCAUGGUUUGAUACCUAAUCUGUAUGGUAGUGGUUCUGGUGCACGGUUCAACUGUCGCGAUGCACCCUGGUGGUUCUUACAGGCCAUCCAAGACUACUGCAAGACUACGGGUGACGUCAAGAUCCUUGGCGAGCAGCUCAACCGCCUGUUCCCAACCGACGAUAGCGUGCCGCCAACUGACGAUUCUACGCCCCUAUGCGAGAUUGUACAGGAGAUUCUGCAGCGCCACGCGAGCGGUAUUGACUUCCGGGAGCGCAACGCCGGUAGCAGCAUUGAUAUGAACAUGUCCGAUGCCGGCUUCAAUGUCUCCGCCGGCGUUGACUGGAGCACCGGGUUCCCGUACGGUGGCAGCACCAGUAACUGUGGAACCUGGAUGGACAAGGUCGGAGAGUCGGAUCGGGCGCGCAACCGCGGCGUUCCCGCCACACCGCGUGAUGGCUCUGCUGUGGAGAUCGUUGGCCUGUGUAAAUCCACCGUAGCCUGGCUAGCUAAACUUCAUGCAUCUGCUGAUUUCCCGUAUGCUGGUGUGAGCGUUGCAGAAGGCAACACUAUGUCAUAUGCGGAGUGGGAUGCACUGCUAAAGAAGAACUUUGAGCGACGCUUCUGGAUACCGGUCACGCCUGACUCCGAUGUUGAGCGUGAGGGCAGUGAGGCCGAGUACAUUCACCGCCGCGGGAUCUAUAAGGACACUGUUGGUGCAACGCAGCGCUUUGCUGACUUCCAGCUUCGACCAAACUUCCCCAUUGCUAUGGUUGUGGCACCGGAUCUGUUCACACCUGGCAAUGCAGCCAUUGCCCUGCAGAAUGCACAGGAUAUCCUGGACGGACCGCAGGGUAUGGCCACGCUGGAUCCAAAGGAUUGGGCUUACAACGGAGUUUACGAUAACGGUGUGGACUCAGACGACCAAGGCUCUGCGCGUGGUUUCAAUUAUCACCAGGGACCGGAAUGGCUUUGGAUCAAGGGUUUCUUCCUGAGGGCUCGCUACCAUUUUGCCUCGGCCAGUCCAUCCGCAGAGAACGUUGUGGCGAGCGUUCGCAGUGCCCUAGCUCUUCUCCAGGACGCCUUGCAGGACUCCGAGUGGCAAGGCCUGGCGGAGCUGACCAACGCUGCCGGUGCGGAGUGUACUGACAGCUGUCCAGUGCAGGCUUGGUCAAUGAGCUGUCUAUUGGAAUUACUCCGGGACAUGACGAAUUGAUCAUUACAAGUGGGUAAUCACUGCGGACCGACAGUUAACGGAUAUACACUCUACACUGGAACGGAAAUCACGUCGCCUUACGAUACACUCAGAGGAGGACGCGCUGGAUGCGGCUCACAGUGUUGGGCACCUGACAUGACCCCCCCCCCCCCCCAUUGUCUUGUCAUGCUUAUCAGUCGCUCCCUCUGUUCUCAUAUUACCGAUGCUGCUGUUGCCACCGUUGCACAUAGUGUUGUCACCGGGACUCUAGGCGUCAUCUCUGAAACACACCAACUAAGCCAAGCAUUAGCACAUGCGCUGUAGCUACAGUGCAUGAUAGCGUUACUCAUGUCUUUCUACUUUCUAGUCACAUCUAAUUACCGCCUCUGACUUCUAGGACAACUGCUAUCUACUAACUGCUGGAUGAAGAGCUGAAAAAGUAGCCCUUUUAGUUUUCAAAUCUCAUGACUCACCUAUCCACAUUUUAGAAUUAUUUUAUAGAUACCUAGCCGUUAUGUGUCGUUUCUGUUUUUAGUACCCAGACCAGGCCGGAUCAGAUCAGAUCAUCAUGGUAUUUGUUCAUAACGCUUUUGAAGUAGCCGCACUGAUUUAUGUAAACCGUUUCAUACCGACUGCACACGUUUAAUUUCGGGCGUUUGCCUCAGAAAACCACAAUGCCCACAGCUCCAGGGGAUCUUCCCUGGCCCGCAGUCCAAGACGAUCCCAGCCAGCUGUCUUUGAGCAGUUUUAUUUGCCACGUUUAACUACACAUUCAAUUCGUCGAGUUCAACAUUCAAUUCAUGUUAGGAUUAUCUUGUUCUGUUUUUUACUCACAGUUUCCGGUCACGUUUAGCAAGCAUUUUUGCAAUCUUGUGAUAACAUUUUUUUGCUAAUCCAUUCCGUAUAUAGCACCACAGUACUGGCAAGAGGUUGUGCAUGCUAGAAAAUCUCAUACGAGUGCAAUGAAUGUGUACCUUGCUUGCAUGCUUUUGCACAAUAUCUGGAUAUGGAUUUGGGCAGCGCCUUUAGAAUGUUUUUGUGCAACUUC
This is a messenger RNA of Sycon ciliatum, 5970 nucleotides long. Its product is annotated as glycogen debranching enzyme-like. The transcript has 26 exons. The record is from RefSeq and is a predicted model, not a curated record. Gene Ontology annotation, molecular function: amylo-alpha-1,6-glucosidase activity; 4-alpha-glucanotransferase activity. The coding region runs from base 306 to 4943 and encodes 1545 amino acids. Lineage: Eukaryota; Metazoa; Porifera; Calcarea; Leucosolenida; Sycettidae. Gene Ontology annotation, biological process: glycogen biosynthetic process; glycogen catabolic process.